Polypterus senegalus (gray bichir) is the source of this 597-nucleotide messenger RNA. Its product is annotated as tripartite motif-containing protein 16-like. NCBI's taxonomy places the organism in Eukaryota, Metazoa, Chordata, Cladistia, Polypteriformes, Polypteridae. The record is from RefSeq and is a predicted model, not a curated record. The transcript has a single exon. Gene Ontology annotation, molecular function: protein binding. The annotation marks the transcript as partial.
UGUCCCGUUACACACUCCCAGAUUUCCUCACUCGUUUUCUUUUCUCUCCUUUCAGACUUCUGUCCCCUCACACUGGAUAUCAACACGGCACACAGAAAACUCCGUCUAUCUGAAAGGAACAAGAAGGUGACACGUGAGGGGACAGAGAAUGAAUAUCCUGAUCAUCCUGACAGAUUUGACCGCUAUUCCCAAGUUCUGUGCAGAGAGGCUCUGACUGGGACUCGCUGUUUCUGGGAGGUGGAGUGCAGUGGAGACUUCAUGAAGAUUGGAGUCGCAUAUAAAGGACUGGGCAGGAAAGGAGAGGGCAGGGAGUGCAUCUUUGGAAACACUGACAAGUCCUGGAGUUUGCAGAGUUUUAAUUCCCAGUACUCUGUGGGUCACAAUAACAAGCAGACUGUAAUCAGCACCCCCUCCAGCCCCAGAAUAGGUGUGUAUCUGGACUGGCCUGCUGGCUCUCUGUCAUUUUAUAGCGUCUCACACACAAUGACCCUCCUGCACAGGUUCAACACCUCCUUCACUGAGCCCCUCUAUCCAGGGUUUUGGCUUGAUCUUCACUGUGGUUUAACAAUCAGCCAUCUGACACCAUGUGACCACUGA